CGGCUUUACGUGCCAGUAUAAAAUGGAGCGCGCGCGCCCGCACGUCCUCUUUCACUUGGACCGGAGACGAAAAUGUCUCACCGCAAGUUUUCGGCGCCACGUCACGGAUCUCUGGGCUUUUUGCCCCGUAAGAGAAGCCGCCGUCAUCGCGGCAAGGUGAAGAGCUUCCCUAAGGACGAUCCCAGCAAGCCUGUUCACCUCACGGCCUUCCUCGGAUACAAGGCGGGCAUGACCCAUGUUGUUCGCGAGGUUGAUAGACCAGGAUCCAAGGUUAACAAAAAGGAGGUUGUUGAAGCAGUCACAAUUGUGGAGACUCCCCCCAUGGUGGUGGUGGGUGUUGUGGGCUAUGUCGAGACCCCCCGUGGCCUGCGUUCCCUUAAGACCAUAUUCGCUGAGCACAUUAGCGACGAAUGCCGGCGGCGCUUCUACAAGAACUGGUACAAGUCCAAAAAGAAGGCCUUCACCAAGUACUGCAAGAAGUGGCAAGAUGAUGAGGGCAAGAAGCAGCUGGAGAAGGACUUUGCUACCAUGAAGAAGUACUGCAAGGUCAUCCGCAUCAUCGCACACACCCAGAUGCGCCUCCUACCACUGAGGCAGAAGAAGUCCCACCUGAUGGAGAUCCAGCUCAAUGGCGGCACGAUUGCUGAGAAGGUGGACUGGGCCCGUGAGAAGUUGGAGCAGGCCGUUCCCAUCAACAAUGUGUUCUACCAGGACGAGAUGAUAGAUGUCAUUGGCGUCACUAAGGGUCACGGUUACAAGGGUGUGACGAGCCGCUGGCACACAAAGAAACUUCCUCGCAAGACUCACCGUGGUCUGCGCAAGGUGGCCUGCAUCGGUGCCUGGCAUCCUGCCCGCGUGGCCUUCUCUGUUGCCAGGGCUGGGCAAAAGGGCUACCACCACCGCACUGAGAUUAACAAGAAGGUCUACAAGAUUGGACAGGGUUAUCACACCAAGGAUGGCAAAGUGAUCAAGAAUAACGCCUCCACUGACUACGAUCUCUCCAACAAGAGCAUCAACCCGCUGGGUGGUUUUGUCCACUACGGUGAGGUGACCAAUGACUUCCUGAUGUUGAAAGGCUGUGUGGUGGGCACCAAAAAGAGGGUCUUGACCCUGCGCAAGUCUUUGCUGGUGCAGGCCAACCGCCGUGCCAUGGAGAAGAUCGACCUCAAGUUCAUCGACACCACCUCCAAGUUUGGUCAUGGGCGCUUCCAGACUAUCGACGAGAAGAAGGCUUUCAUGGGACCCCUCAAGAAGGACCGCAUUGCCAAGGAAGAGACUGCCUGAGUGUCCUGCAAUCUUCAGCCUGCAGAUGGAGUUGUGUAGCACUGCAGAGUGGUUUAAUAAAUGUUUGGAAAAAAAA
This is a messenger RNA of Electrophorus electricus (electric eel), 1360 nucleotides long. RefSeq names its product ribosomal protein L3 (gene rpl3). Gene Ontology annotation, molecular function: structural constituent of ribosome; RNA binding. NCBI's taxonomy places the organism in Eukaryota, Metazoa, Chordata, Actinopteri, Gymnotiformes, Gymnotidae. Gene Ontology annotation, biological process: translation. The record is from RefSeq and is a predicted model, not a curated record. Gene Ontology annotation, cellular component: ribosome; cytosolic large ribosomal subunit.